Molecule: messenger RNA, 6253 nt
Organism: Lucilia sericata (common green bottle fly)
Lineage: Eukaryota; Metazoa; Arthropoda; Insecta; Diptera; Calliphoridae
Source: RefSeq, a predicted model, not a curated record
UAUUUUAGACAUCUCUCUUCUUGAAGUAAUUUUCUGUGCAAAACUUAGAAAAAAUUUGUGUAAAAAUUGAAAAAAUAACAUUUAGACGUGAUAAAAUUAUGAAAUUUUUAUAAAAUCUAUAACAAAAGCAACAUUUACAAUAAAAUUACUAAGAUUUCCCUAGUAAAAUAGUUGCCAAAGUGUUAAAAUAAAUGAAUUUAACCAGUUGGCCCCCAUACUAGUAAAGUUGUGUUGUAGUAGAGCCAAGAAAAAGGCGCCACCAAGAAAGACAAGUAAAUAUUUGGGGAAAAUAUAAAGUAAAAAAAAAAUUAAUAAUAUUGCUGUUAAAAAGAAAUGCCCCGUCUGUUGGCUGCUGAGUAUGUGUACUCUGGCGCUUUGGACGACAGUUAUAAUGACUAUGUAAUAACAACAUCCUCACCCACUAUAACACAUGCUACACUACAUCCUCUAGAGCCUACACAACAGAUGAACACAGCUAUGCCUUCAAAUGUAGCAACAGCUCGUUCUUUGAGUCCCUCAGCAGAAGAGGCCCCUGCAGCAAAUACCCAACCAGCAACUGGCAUCAAGUUGCCUGAACAACAAAUCCAUACCAUAUCUUCAAGUGAAGAGGAUGAUGAAUAUGUUGUCGAAGAAAAUACCAUAGAGGAAGAAAUCACCAAUAUUUCUUCUGAUGAAAGUGGUGACUUUGAGGGUUUCGAUGAUUAUACUACGCCUAAUAGCAGUGGUCUAAUAAAUGAUGCUAGUCAAGAGGAUCUUAAUAAUUCUAGCAAUUAUCUAAAACGUCCUUCACAAAUUGAUUUCAAUGAAUAUCAUGAAGAUUCCGAGGGAGUUGUUGAGGCCAUUGAAGUUGACGAAGAUGAAGAGAUUGCCAUAGGUGAUGAGGGUCAGAUAAUGUAUUUGUCUAGAGAGGAGAUAACACCGACAAAGACACCAGCAUGUCGUUAUGAGCCGCAUACACCGAAUAAACGUAAAAAGCAAGAUAAUGAGACACAUUACAAUGCAAUUUCGCCCACACAACUAAAAACCCCACCGGAUCAAAUAGUUGAAGUUAAUUCGGAUUCAACAACAAAUUCCUUAAAACAAAAAAGACAACAAAUCAAUACCAAGUUUCAAUUGAAUCUAAGUCAGCAACAAAAUCAUCAAAAAUUCAAUAAUCCUAAUCAUAACAAAUGCUCUACAGAAUCAACCAGUGAAUUUCCAGUAAGUUCACCCUCAAAUCCACAACAACCAAGAGGUGGUGGUAAAUAUCCACCACGUCCUCCCUUGUUGAAAAAUACCCUGCCAGCCGAUUCAUUUGAACGUCAGCUGGCCAUGAUAACCGCAUGCAAUCCUCAAAUGACUUUGGCGGAGAAAAUCCAAUCUUGGGAUUGUGAUGAAGAAUUAAGUGAUGUGGAUGAUGUUAAUAGAUUCGAUGAAGAGUUUAAACGUUUGGAGAAACAGAAAAAAUUGGAAAUAAAACAAAGAGAGAAGAGUGGACGUCUUAAAAAUACCGAAAUGAAAAUCUAUGAUUUCUAUACUUUCCGCCAAAUGAUACUGAGCAAUAUGAAAGAACAAAAAAAUCAAAAAUAUAAUGCCGGUGGUCAGAUGGGAGCUGGAAGUGGUUUUGGUACUGCUGGUGGCAAAUGUAUAGAAACAUCGGGCAGUGAAUCCAGCAAAAGUGUUAUACAUGUCGAUGAUAGACCUUCAACUUCAGCUGUGGCUCAACAGCAAUUACAACAAAGACGUUCUAAGCCUCAAAUAAAUUUAGAAACUGGAGAACCAAAAAAACGUUUGAUAAAGGAAGUUCCGAAAAGAAAUCAGAACUCAACAACACCACCCCAAACAUCGUCAUCAGACAAUGAUUGUUUUCAAAAUUCCAACAAACCAAUCGGACACAAUAAGCUCACUGUGCGACAAAUCAAACUACACGAAAAGUUAUUAUGUCCCAGUAGUUCUGAGGAAGCCAUUAGCCAAGACGUACCUACACCUGUGCUAUUGAAAACUAACAACAAGUGUGCUACUGUAACAGUGAAAAAUGUUCACAAAAAAUCUCCCACACAACCAGCAGUCCCACCCACAAAGUCAAACGAAGCCAUGACAGAUAAUCCUAGACUUGUUACAGAUGAAGAAAUUGAUUCGGUUUUUCGGCUGCACCGGCUUAAUCGCGAAAGGGAUAAAUGCAACUCCUCACUAGUAAAUGAACCCGAAGAACAGCCCUCUAGUAUAAUACAAAUGCGUUUAGAUUUUGCUACCGAAAACAAAACCGAUAGUUUAAUGGCAAAAAAGCAGGAACUUUUUAAAACACCCAUUAUACCGCAUAAGUAUUUGGCAAAUUCAACGGCGAUAACAGAAACUCAAAGACAAACUACAGCAUCACCCACUAAACACAUAACAUGCAAUGAUGAGCGAAAUCCAGAAACUCCAGAACUAGUGAAUGUGACCGCAAAACCUAUAGAACAAUUUAGAAAUGUUAGCAGCCCAGAUAAGUCAGAGAAGGUGGGCAAUAAUGAUGAUGAAGAUGAUUUAGCUGGUGUCUAUCAUCAACAACAUGAAUUUUGCAAUUAUUUGGGCUUAACAGGUAUGUCAACAGCUACUGCUAUGGCAAAUGCUGUGGCAGAAUUAGCUCAAUGUAAUUUAGCCAGACGCUCCAUGCGUGUCUUACGUCAGCAGCAGCAAGAACGUCGUGACAAAUCUGCCAAGAAGGAAAAACAAUUGGAAGCUUUAAAAAUGAAACAACUUAAGGAGAUACAAAAGCGCGAAAAAGAUAGAGCAAAUGAUGUUACACCUACUGCAGUGGAAACGGAAGUUACAGCGAUCAAAAGUGAUGAAGGCUCCCAUUCGCAAACCUCCGAACCCACAACAUCUCUUAGAGAACCUGUAAAGAAAACAAGCAACAAUUCUACCACAAAAACAUCAACUAAAUCUCAAAAUUCGUUUAGCAUCAUCAAGAAAGAACCAGAAAUAAAAUACUUUGUCAUAUUGCUGCUAAAAAUAAAGAAGAAGCCGCAAAACUUUCACAAGAAUGUAUCAAAGAAAUCACACAACCUAUACGAGAAACAUUAUUGCGUCAAAAAGAAUUUUAAGAUCUCCCAGAUUAUCGGUGGUAAAACACUUUUAAGAAAUACCAGAAGUAGAUCUCAAAUGCCUAAUGAAUCCAAGCAAAAUCAAGAAACAACUCCGAUUGUUUGUAAACUUGAAUCUGUGGAAGAUACUGUAUCCGUAAGCAAAAGCUUAGAUAGCAAAAGUGCUACUCCUCUUUUAAAAGUGAAAGAUUUUAAAGAAGAAAUACUGGAACAAAAUUCCAAUGGUGAUGAACUAAGUAUUAUUAAACCGGCUAUACAUUUAGUUGCAUCAACACCCAGCAGCAUUAUACAACAAAAAUUACAAAUGGCUUUGGAGGAGUCACGUAAAUCUAAGCCAAGCAUCUUUAUAGUACAAGCCUUGGAAUGUAAAAAGGAACAGGUAAAGUCAUUGGAAAAUUACACUCCACAACCACUGCAAUAUCUGAAGAACAACAACUACAGACAACAGAAAUAAAUAUACCCGAAGAAAUCUCUUAAAGUGGAAAAUAAAUUUAACAAAAACCAUAUAAAACUAGGUCUAAAAACCCACAAAGGCAAAAAAUAUCCCACCUUCAAACGUCGUUUGCGUAACCGUAAAAUUAUUGUUAUAAAAACCUUAAAACCAAAACAAAAGUCAUAUGCCUCGUUGCAUGAAAUCAAAAGGGAACUCCGUUCAUCGCCUAGAAUUAACGAAAGCAACAAAAAGAACUCUCUUGUAAAUAAGCAAAUCAACAACAAAGAAAAGUAUGAGCCGCCUAAUAAAACAACCACUUCGAAUGAGGCAAAAAGUUAUCGUACUGUUCACACAGAAACCAAAGAUUUGGAAAUGUUUCUUGAUAAACAAAAUAGUCAAACGAAAACCCGUUUGAUGGCUAAAGCCUCAGCUUUGUUAGAGAGAUCACGCAUGACUUUGCGUGGCAGCUGUAAUACAGCAAUUAAUAAAUCUAAACUUACAUCACAAAUUCAAAGAUCGAACCUCAGUUUACACGGUACUAGAACACAAUUUAGAAAAUUUAAAACAACAUCAUCAGCUAAAUUACUAUACGAACCAGUAAAAGCUAAUAAAACUCUAGAACAAACAAAUAUUCCCACAAUCAAUUUGCUAGAAAAUGAAAAUGUUGUGGUCUCCUCCACAACAAAUACCUACGAUGAAAGACCAACUCAUGAACCUUUGCCCACGGCAUCGCCUAUUACUUUAACAUCCCUACAUAAUGCAGCUUCCUAUGUCAUUGCCUCCUCACCCAUUCAAACCAAAGACCAAUUUACACAAUGCAAUACUAAUAGUGGUGUACAAUAUCUUAACACCGGGCCAUUGCCUACACAAACCAUGCGCAAUCCUUUAAAAUCUGAUUAUGGAAUUGUUCUUCAUAUUUACCUUGAAGUAGAUAUAUUGAUUGUGAUACAGGAACGCUUAGUAAGCUUUUGGAAAUGCUCAAAAUUGAUAAAUAUUUUAUCUGUGUUACCUACAAGUAAACCAACAGCUUGUGCUCACAACACCGUUUUACAGCAGGGUGAAAUAGUAUCAACAUUGCCGAAACAAAAUCUUAUAGACCAUUGUUGUAAAAUCAAAUGCGACAACCUGCCUCAUCGUCAACAUAUAUGGAAUCGAAUACUAGUGGUGAAUGGAUUCAGUUGGGAGAAUUUUGAAAUCUCAGUACCUUAUGCAAAUCGCAUUUGUCUACACAAUUCCACACCCAUUUAUUUAGAAAUGCGCGCACGACAAUUGCCUAAAAAUCAACGUGAUUGUAAUUUACUGUCAAUGUAUAUAAAUAUUUACUAUUAUCAUGAUGAGGAUAUGAUUGCUAAAUGUAACUCCAUACCUUUGGAUACAAUACAAAGUGAACUAUACAACAUUAAUAGAUUCACGUAUUUUAUUAUGACUUGGCCACGAAAUUUGCUGGGCAAAACACGUUCGGGUUUAUGUAAAUCGUUAACACCCCAACUGGAUACAUUGGCCAGUAUAGAGAGUUUAAAUAUGCGUCAUACUAUACGUUAUCUGGAGUGUAUGCGUGAUGAUAAAUUAAUCGGUUUUGGAGAGACACAAGUCACUAUAUGGGAUCAUCGUAGUGGUGAUGUAAUGAAUUUUGAUCUCGAAAUUCCUAUGGGUAAAAAUCUAGGUUCCAUUUAUUUCGCCAGUCAAGAUAUCGAACAAAAUAAUAUGUUAAUAUUACAUCAAUAUCGUAAUAUACAAAACGAUACAGCUCCACAACUAAUGACUCUAGCCUGUAGUGUAACACAUAAUCAGCCAUCAUAUAGAGUACUGCAGGAGAUUAGCUUGCCUGCACCAGCUUUUAUAGAUAUUAAAAGUUCUGUUAAAAGUGUCGAUCAUUUAGUAGUGGUCGCUGACAAUGAGGAUGAAUUAUGGAUUAGUUGUGCUAAUCCCAGAUUAAUUACUGUUAUGAAAACGUUAGGAGUGGCCAAACGUUUUUAUAAUCGUGAGAAAACACAAUUAAUAGAACUUAACGAGAAAACACUUAAUCUUAAUACAAUAACUAAUCAUAUUUUACAAUUAGCGGCUGGUAAAGAGGAUGUUUAAAUAUACAGCUUUACGUGCUUAAUGUAAGUAAUUUGAAAUGUUGCUUCUUUGUUAUUUAUAAAAAAAAAUCUUUUGAACAAAAUUUCACUUUUUAAAAAUUUAUUUUUUCUUUUUUUUUUUAUUAUGUUUUCUAAAAUUUAUAAAAAAAAUAAACUUUAUUAAAAGCUUUGCGUAUUAAGUAUAGACACAAUGUCCAAAUAACUUUGUAUUUGAAAUAUUGUUUUUCUUUAUAACAACAAAAUGUGCAAACAAAAUGUAAAAUAUUUUUAAAAAACUAAUUUCUUUCUAAAAUAUAUAUAUAUUAAACUGUAACUACUGUAACUGUAUAAAAAUGAUAACUUUAAUAGUUUAGAAAUAAUUUUUAAACAUUUUUUUUCGCCUUAAACAAAAUACUGUGUCUGAGACAUUGGAUUUUUUUUAUUAAUUUUUCUUUUCUUUUAAAUAUAUAAUUAGUUUUAGUUUAAAUUUUAAUAAUUUAUCUUUUUUUUAUAAAUUUCAUAAAUUUUUAAUAAUUUUAGCAAAAGUUUAAUAAUGGUUGCCUUUGUUAGCUAGGAAAUUAAAGAAGACAUUUGUCCGAUGAGAAAGUUAAAUAAAUUCUUUAAGAAAGUCUAAACAUUCGAGAAUAAAUUCUGGAAAAAUUAACAAAAUCUUCAACAUUUCUUUUUUUUUUUUUUUU